Molecule: messenger RNA, 907 nt
Organism: Malaclemys terrapin pileata
Lineage: Eukaryota; Metazoa; Chordata; Testudines; Emydidae
Gene: TNNT1
Product: troponin T1, slow skeletal type
Exons: 11
Coding region: 201-776 (191 amino acids)
Biological process (GO): sarcomere organization; slow-twitch skeletal muscle fiber contraction; regulation of muscle contraction
Cellular component (GO): troponin complex
Molecular function (GO): troponin T binding; tropomyosin binding
Source: RefSeq, a predicted model, not a curated record
GCUCUCUUUCUUUCUCUCUCUCUGAAGAAGAGGAACUGGCUGAGCAGGCCGAGGAGGAGGAAGUGUCUGAGGAACCCCAGCCGGCCGCAGACCCAGAAGAGGAGCGUCCCAAACCCAGCAGGCCGGUGGUUCCCCAGCUGGCCCCCCCGAAGAUCCCCGAUGGGGAGAGAGUGGACUUUGAUGACAUUCACCGCAAGCGCAUGGAGAAGGACCUGCUGGAGCUGCAGACGCUCAUCGACGUACACUUCGAGCAGAGGAAGAAGGAGGAGGAGGAGCUCAUCGGCUUGAUGGAGAGAAUUGAGCGCCGCCGAGCGGAACGGAACGAGCAGGUGCGGUUCCGGACCGAGAAGGAGCGGGAACGCCAGGCCAAGCUAGCGGAAGAGAAGCUGCGCAAGGAGGAGGAGGAGGCCAAGAAACGGGCCGAAGACGAUGCCAAGAAGAAGAAGGUUCUGUCCACCAUGCCGCAUUUCGGUGGCUAUCUGGUCAAGGCCGAGCAGAAACGGGGCAAGCGGCAGACGGGGCGGGAGAUGAAGAACCGGAUCUUGGCCGAGCGACGGAAGCCCCUAAACAUCGAUAGCAUGCGGGAGGAUGAGCUGAGGGAGAAGGCCAAGGAGCUGCACGACUGGAUCCACCAGCUGGAGUCGGAGAAGUUUGACCUCAUGGAGAAACUCAAGCGCCAGAAAUACGAGAUUAACAUCCUCUACAACAGCAUCAGCCAUGCCCAGAAAUUCAAGAAGGGGGCCCCCAAGGGCCGCCUGGGCGGCCGCUGGAAAUGAGCCCGGAGACGGAGCAGCCUCUGCCCCCCCCGCGGAUAACUCCCCCCCGCCGCCCCACGCAGCCCUCAGCCGGGGGGGGGGGGGAGCCCUGCCCCCCCCCGGGCAAUAAACCGGCCUCCCGCCCGCCCAGA